This is a messenger RNA of Penicillium macrosclerotiorum, 795 nucleotides long. Its product is annotated as putative 2-deoxy-D-gluconate 3-dehydrogenase. The coding region runs from base 1 to 795 and encodes 264 amino acids. The transcript is spliced from 2 exons. The record is from RefSeq and is a predicted model, not a curated record. Lineage: Eukaryota; Fungi; Ascomycota; Eurotiomycetes; Eurotiales; Aspergillaceae. Gene Ontology annotation, molecular function: oxidoreductase activity, acting on the CH-OH group of donors, NAD or NADP as acceptor.
AUGGCUUCGGUAGCGUCAUUAUUCUCCCUGGCGGGGAGAACCGCUCUCAUCACCGGAGGCACUCGUGGCAUUGGGCAAGCAAUGGCCUUUGCCCUGGCCGAGGCUGGUGCAGAUAUCAUUCUAGUCCAGCGUGACGAGUCCAACACUGUCACUCGCGACGAGAUUAUCAACCGCCUGGGCCGCAAGGCGCACAUUCAUGUCGCCGAGCUGUCGGACCGAAAAGCCGUGAAGAACAUUGUGUCCGCGGUGGUCAGCCAAGGCUUCAAGCCUGACAUUCUUCUGAACUGCGCCGGCAUUCAACGACGACAUCCUAGCGAGAAAUUCCCGGAUGAGGACUGGGAUGAGGUCCUCGAAGUGAACUUGUCACAGGUCUUCGUGCUGUGUCGCGAAUUUGGCGCCUAUCUGCUUGGCCGCGAUGCGUCCGAGUUCCCUUCCGGCCGUCGUGGCUCCAUUAUUAACGUCGCCUCCCUGCUCACGUUCCAGGGCGGCAUCACCGUCCCCGCGUACGCGGCCUCCAAGGGCGGCGUUGGCCAAUUGACCAAGGCGCUCUCGAAUGAGUGGAUUUCAAAGGGGAUCAAUGUCAACGCCAUUGCCCCGGGCUACAUCGCGACGGAUAUGAACACUGCCCUCAUCAAUGACUCCAACCGAAACGCCGGCAUCAUGGCGCGGAUUCCUGCAGGCCGGUGGGGCCAGCCGGAGGACUUCAAGGGUGUGGUAGUCUUUUUAGCCAGUGCUGCGAGCAGCUAUGUCUCCGGUGAGAUUAUCACCGUGGAUGGGGGCUGGAUGGGUCGGUAA